Molecule: messenger RNA, 1774 nt
Organism: Cryptomeria japonica (Japanese cedar)
Lineage: Eukaryota; Viridiplantae; Streptophyta; Pinopsida; Cupressales; Cupressaceae
Product: protein DJ-1 homolog A
Exons: 9
Coding region: 66-1568 (500 amino acids)
Biological process (GO): guanine deglycation, glyoxal removal; protein deglycation, glyoxal removal
Cellular component (GO): nucleus; cytosol
Molecular function (GO): protein deglycase activity
Source: RefSeq, a predicted model, not a curated record
UUACAUGUUACAUAUAUAUCUAACUGCAUGCAUCUAGGGGCUGGGUAGACGUUGCCGUCCAGGAUAUGGGUAGCAUUAAAUUGUCAGUGUGUUUCAAUCUCCACAGGAAUAUAGGCUUCAAUCCCCACUUUUGUCAAUGGCGCCCACACUCCUCUGUUAGAAAUGGCAGCUGUAGCGUUGCUUCACAGUACAAAAGGCGAUCUUCUACUUCUUCUUCCUCUGAGGAAGCUAAAUGCAAAUCUUCUACUCCACAACCUUGCUUAAAGAAGGUUUUGGUGCCGAUAGGAGCUGGCACAGAGGAAAUGGAAGCUGUGAUAAUCAUAGAUGUUCUGAGAAGAGCUGGUGCACAUGUUACAGUGGCGUCGGUGGAACGAGACUUGCAGAUUAAGGCUUCCUUGCAAGUUAACAUUAUUGCAGAUACUCUGAUAUCCUCUUGUGGACAAGAGACGUUUGACCUUGUUGUUCUGCCUGGAGGGAUGCCAGGCUCUGCGAGGUUGAGGGACUCAGAAAUUUUGAAAACCAUUACAAGAAAACAAGCAGAAGCUGGGCGUCUAUAUGGUGCAAUUUCUGCAGCACCAGUUAUUGCCCUUGAUGCAUGGGGUCUGUUGACUGCAGUAGAGGUGACUGUCCAUCCUGCAUUUUCCUGGAAGCUUUCUUCCUUCUGGACUGUUACGUCAAAUGUUCACAGAGAUAAGCUAUUGACUACCAGUCGUGGUCCUGGAACUGCCAUGGAAUUUGCCCUUUCACUUGUUGAACAACUUUUUGGAAAAGAAAAAUCUGAGGAGAUUGAGAAGACUUUGGUGACGAAAAAUAAUGAUGGGAAUGGAUCGAAGAGAGAAGAGUACAAUGCUGUAGAUUGGGAAGUUAAAACCAUUCCUCGUAGGCUACCCCAUAUGAGUAAAACAACAAAAAAACAAACAGCAGGAGAUGGAAGCAAAGGGCAAUCAGAGAAAGACAAUUGUGCAUCAGUAGAUCAAAAGAAGCCAUCACCUUCAGCAAAUCAAGAACUCUUAUCCAAUGGAAUCCAACAAGUGGCUAAUGGAUCUGAGGAGAUGGAAGCUGUCAUAGUUAUUGAUAUUUUGAGAAGAGCUAAAGCAAAUGUUGUUGUUGCUUCAAUAGAAGAAACUCUAGAGGUUGUGGGAUCCAGAAAUGUAAAAUUUGUUGCUGACAAGCUUAUUGAAGAUGCUGCAUCAUCAGAAUAUGACCUGAUAAUUCUUCCUGGUGGUAUGCCUGGAGCAAAAAGGUUGCAAAAGUCAGUGUCUUUGAGAAAGCUGCUUAGAGAGCAGGCAUUGUCAAAUAGGAUCUAUGGAGCUAUUUGUGCAUCUCCUGUGGUGGUGCUAGAAACCCAUGGGUUGCUCAAGGGGAAGAAAGCAACAGCUUAUCCAUCUUUCUCAGGGAAACUCUUGGAUCAAGGUGCUGUCAAUGCACAAGUUGUAAUAGAUGGGAAAUUGAUUACAAGCAGGGGGCCUGGAACAGCAAUAGAAUUUUCGUUGGCUAUGGUAGAUAAGCUCUAUGGCAAAGAACGGGCAAAAAAUGUUUCCAAAGGCAUUGUCUAUGAUUAUUCUUAGGGUGUGUCAGAUUCCUAAGCAUUUCAUACUAACUGUAGUUUCCAUAUUCAAUUCAGCUCUCCUUAUGAACCACUUUUGUACAUCAAUAAUUUUUGUAAAUUAUGAUUGGUGGCAACUAUCUUAUAGUAUCUUUCAUUAUUGUGUCCCAUUCACCUCAAGUUUUUAAAAAUCAGUCACAAUGAUGCUAAAUUGUGAAUUUCCAGUCA